This is a messenger RNA of Macrobrachium nipponense, 1148 nucleotides long. RefSeq names its product dedicator of cytokinesis protein 9-like. Gene Ontology annotation, molecular function: guanyl-nucleotide exchange factor activity. The transcript is spliced from 8 exons. Lineage: Eukaryota; Metazoa; Arthropoda; Malacostraca; Decapoda; Palaemonidae. The record is from RefSeq and is a predicted model, not a curated record. Bases 60 to 1148 code for a protein of 362 amino acids. Gene Ontology annotation, biological process: small GTPase-mediated signal transduction; positive regulation of GTPase activity.
UCGAUGAUUGAUGUUGUCUUGUAACUGAAAACAUUGCACUAAGUUUUCAUCAAUAAUUGAUGCCAGGCGAUGCUUCUCUCUGUGGGUCACUCUGCUUCGAGAUGCUGAAGUGUUGCAACAGCAAGCUGACCAACCUACGCCAUGAAGCAUGCGCUGUGCUCUACCUGCUCAUGAGAAGUAACUAUGAAUUCACUAGGCGGAGUGGUAUCAACAGAGUUCACUUGCAGGUCAUCAUUUCAGUAUCACAGCUUCUUGGUGAAGUUAUUGGUCUGAAUAAUUCACGUUUUCAAGAGUCCAUGGCACUUAUCAACAGCUAUGCAUCUAGUGAUAAAGCAAUGAACAAUACAGGGUUUGUAAGUGAAGUCCGAGAUUUAACAAAACGUAUUCGAACAGUGUUAGUAGCAACAGCCCAAAUGAGAGAACAUGAGUGUGAUCCUGAAAUGCUGUGUGACCUUCAGCAUUCCCUUGCUGCAUCAUAUGCAGCAACCCCAGAACUGCGAACCACUUGGUUGCAAGCCAUGGCAAAGCACCAUGUCAAAAAUGGUGACCUUUCAGAGGCAGCAUUUUGUCAGCUGCACAUUGCAGCACUUAUGGCAGAAUAUUUGCACCACCAAGGGGAGUUUGCUGAUGGAUGUCAAGUCUUCUCCAUCAUUUCAGACAACAUACCUCGUGAUGAAUCCAACUUGAGACUGGAUGCAGUGAUUCAUGAUGAGCCAUUUGAAGCAAAGAGCUAUAAAGACAUCAAGCUAAACUGUUAUGGUCCUUUGUAUACGUCAACAUAUAAUCAUAAUGAGCAUUUGAGACAGCAUUAUCACUUCCUUCCAGUGAGUGGGUUAAGUGAAAGGAAGCUCAUAGCAAAGGCAUUUACAACUGCAAGUGACUUACGGCUCACAGAACUGGACAUUGAAAAAACACAGCUGUCAAAUAUAAGCACAGAUACAUGGGUCUGGCAUUUAUGUUCACAUCACAUGAGCCAUGACUUCACUGUGAAACUGCCUGAUGGGACUGUCAGCCAUAGUACACCCUUGUGUCUAUCAAUUACCAAAAUAACAGCUGCCAGUAUGGUUGCCACUCAGCCAUACCAUACUGCCUCAUGUCCCCUAACUGUCUGCAUUCUUGUACAUCCAUCCCCAGCUGAUCCACAAUAG